AUGGAGGUGAGGGCAAAAAGCGCACAAUCAGUUCAGAAAACAUUUCAUUUCACAUAAAGUUACAGAUUGAAGAAGAUCGACUUGGAAUGCGAAUUCAAUCGGAGACCAUCGAGUUGACGAAAGACGCGAAAGGAGUAGUGGGAAUUUCUAUAGGUUCGCAUCUUGUUUUUGCACGCAGAGCUCAUGAUUACUUUUCAGGCGGAGGCGGUCCAUAUUGUCCGUGUGUUUACGUCGUUCAGGUUUUCGACAAGUCGCCCGCUUACAAAGACGGACGGAUUCGAUGCGGCGACGAGAUUGUCGCGGUGAACGGGAUUACGGUGAAAGGAGAGAGAAAGUCGGCGGUGGCGCAAUUGAUUCAAGUCAGUUUGAAUCCAGUUAAGGUGAGGAGAGGAGUACCGUGGAGCGUUUUCAAUUUCGGUUUGAAGAUCACAAUAAACAAGCUGGACGAUGUGAACACAAAGGGCAAAACGCUGGAUAUAUUGAUAAAGAAGGUGAAGCACAAAGUGGUGGAAUUCAUGGAUCAAGACUCGGCAGACGCGCUCGGGCUCUCACGGGCCAUCCUCACAAAUGACCCAUUAGCGGAAAAGGAAAAGAUUCUGGAGGAAAACGCGGAGUUCUACAGACACCUCGUCGCGUAUUUCGGUGACAUGUUCCAGUAUCAGCAGAAGAUUUCCGAAUGCCAAAAUGAGUUUGGAUCGAUAUUCUGCGACCUGGCUGCCCAUGAAAAGCAGCAAACAGCCAACGAAGCAUUCAGCGCAUUUGGCGACAAACAUCGGAUGAUUGCGAAGAAGCAGGCGGAAUCAGCGAUCCCGCUUCAGAAGAUGGUAUCGGAUCUUCAGGUCUAUAUUGAUCAUGUGGUGCCUGACACGAGAUUGACUAUUAAAAAGUAUUUGGAUGUGAAAUACGAGUACCUUUCGUACUGUCUGAAGCUCAAGGAAAUGGAUGAUGAGGAAACGGAGUUCAUUGCCAUCCAGGAACCACUUUAUAGGGUGGAGACCGGAAAUUAUGAGUACAGGUUUGUGAGCACUAUUUUUUGCUUUUUUUUUAAUCAUAUUCCCUCAGAAUGAUGCUGCGGUGUCGUCAAGAAUGCCGUCAAAGAUUCAUGAAAAUGCGAGACGACGUCAUGGUCAAAAUAGAACUUUUGGAUCAGAAACACGUUAGAGACAUUGCCCAACACCUGGCAACAUUCGCAAAGACGAUGGCGAAGUGUCAACAAGAUUGCGCGGAUAUUCUGAAAGACCGAAUCGACGUUCCAAUCGAAAUAGACCUGGAGCAAUUGAAUCUGAGCGUGAGCUCCAGACAGAGCGGAAGUGUCGAAGUGGCGGAGGAGGCUGUUCCGGUGAUCCACGAUGAUCCGUUAGAGGGAGACCUUUUAGAGUUGGACGAUCUUGAGACAAAAGUUUGUUUGCCACGAAGUGACAGUUGGGGUGACACUUCACAACGGCUUCUGGGAUCCGAUUCGCCGACGGAGGAGUUGUCACUCAUUGACAUCAGUUGA
Caenorhabditis sp. 36 PRJEB53466 is the source of this 1498-nucleotide messenger RNA. NCBI's taxonomy places the organism in Eukaryota, Metazoa, Nematoda, Chromadorea, Rhabditida, Rhabditidae. The record is from the annotation of a GenBank genome assembly.